Molecule: messenger RNA, 2572 nt
Organism: Mus musculus (house mouse)
Lineage: Eukaryota; Metazoa; Chordata; Mammalia; Rodentia; Muridae
Gene: Acta2
Product: actin alpha 2, smooth muscle, aorta
Exons: 9
Coding region: 108-1241 (377 amino acids)
Biological process (GO): positive regulation of ERK1 and ERK2 cascade; response to virus; positive regulation of hepatic stellate cell migration
Cellular component (GO): stress fiber; cytoskeleton; cytoplasm
Source: RefSeq, marked reviewed
CAAGGGGCUAUAUAACCCUUCAGCGUUCAGCCUCCCGGGACACCACCCACCCAGAGUGGAGAAGCCCAGCCAGUCGCUGUCAGGAACCCUGAGACGCUGCUCCAGCUAUGUGUGAAGAGGAAGACAGCACAGCCCUGGUGUGCGACAAUGGCUCUGGGCUCUGUAAGGCCGGCUUCGCUGGUGAUGAUGCUCCCAGGGCUGUUUUCCCAUCCAUCGUGGGACGUCCCAGACAUCAGGGAGUAAUGGUUGGAAUGGGCCAAAAAGACAGCUAUGUGGGGGAUGAAGCCCAGAGCAAGAGAGGGAUCCUGACGCUGAAGUAUCCGAUAGAACACGGCAUCAUCACCAACUGGGACGACAUGGAAAAGAUCUGGCACCACUCUUUCUAUAACGAGCUUCGUGUGGCCCCUGAAGAGCAUCCGACACUGCUGACAGAGGCACCACUGAACCCUAAGGCCAACCGGGAGAAAAUGACCCAGAUUAUGUUUGAGACCUUCAAUGUCCCCGCCAUGUAUGUGGCUAUUCAGGCUGUGCUGUCCCUCUAUGCCUCUGGACGUACAACUGGUAUUGUGCUGGACUCUGGAGAUGGUGUGACUCACAACGUGCCUAUCUAUGAGGGCUAUGCCCUGCCUCAUGCCAUCAUGCGUCUGGACUUGGCUGGCCGAGAUCUCACCGACUACCUCAUGAAGAUCCUGACUGAGCGUGGCUAUUCCUUCGUGACUACUGCCGAGCGUGAGAUUGUCCGUGACAUCAAGGAGAAGCUGUGCUAUGUAGCUCUGGACUUUGAAAAUGAGAUGGCCACGGCCGCCUCCUCUUCCUCCCUGGAGAAGAGCUACGAACUGCCUGACGGGCAGGUGAUCACCAUUGGAAACGAACGCUUCCGCUGCCCAGAGACUCUCUUCCAGCCAUCUUUCAUUGGGAUGGAGUCAGCGGGCAUCCACGAAACCACCUAUAACAGCAUCAUGAAGUGUGAUAUUGACAUCAGGAAGGAUCUCUAUGCUAACAACGUCCUGUCAGGGGGUACCACCAUGUACCCAGGCAUUGCUGACAGGAUGCAGAAGGAGAUCACAGCCCUCGCACCCAGCACCAUGAAGAUCAAGAUCAUUGCCCCUCCAGAACGCAAGUACUCUGUCUGGAUCGGUGGCUCCAUCCUGGCUUCGCUGUCUACCUUCCAGCAGAUGUGGAUCAGCAAACAGGAAUACGACGAAGCUGGGCCCUCCAUCGUCCACCGCAAAUGCUUCUAAGUCCCCCCUGCUCUGCCUCUAGCACACAACUGUGAACGUUUUGUGGAUCAGCGCCUCCAGUUCCUUUCCAAAUCAUUCCUGCCCAAAGCUUUGAUUUGUUACUCGUGGUUUUUUUAAAAAUAAAUCAGACAUGUGCUACCCUUAACUUGUAGCCCUGGCCUAGCAACACUGAUUCAAUUGUGUUUCUGUUAGGUGAGAAUCAUUUAUUAUAGGGUGGCCCCCUCUAGUGGUCAGGAAUAGAUGUGACACAACUAGAAAAGUAUAUUCCCAGGCAUGGAUGGCAUCAAUCACUUCAACAGAGGAAGGUCCACUUAAAUGAUGUAAACGGGGUAUUUGAGAGCGUAUAGGACUUGUAUAGAUUACAUAUAAUAAUAUAUAUUAGUACCAAUAGGAAAAAUCGACACUGACUUCACAGCUAGAGUGACUAUUUUACUUUAUACAUACAGGUGACCAGAUAGGUAAAAAACAAUUUUACGUGUAUUUAAAAUUUGGCAAGUAAUAUGGUUUUAUUAAAAUCACAUCUUUUGUAUUAAAGCAUACACACGUGCAUGGAUAUGCAUGCGUGACUUUUAACUUGCAUCAAGCCUUGCGUAUUAUUUAACUUUAACGUUCAUCAAACUUGGCAUAUUUAAGGAAAUAAUUUUUUAGUUAGUUUUUAAAAAGCACACACCUUUUAGAACCCAAGAAGCUAUUUAAAAAGUCUCACUAUGCACCUGGAUCAUUGCUUCCUCCUCCUCCUUUGGCCAACAUCCAGGAAAAAAUGCAGUAGAUAUAGUUACAGUAAGAGGAAGGGGGAAAACGGCAGUACUUCCAAGGACUUGUCAUACCAUGCAUCGUACACAAGACUCUCACACGUCAUCACUACUAUGUGCAGAUGGUGUUAUCAUCAGUCAUCAGAUGAGGAAGCCAAGGGUGUCCCCAAAAAUGCAGUUACUUCCAUAGACAGCUAAAGACUUGAACAGUUCCUUUGCCUAUCAGAAUGGGAACUACAGAGGUUUAUUUGAGUUUUUUUUUUUUUUUUUUUUUUGGUUGUUUGGUUGGUUGGGUUUUUGUGUGUUUUUUAAUACCAGACAUAUUAGGGCUGGAGAAUUGGAUCUGUGGUUAAGGAUACUGGCUGUUCUUGCAGAAGACCUGGCCUCUACUCCUAGUACCCUCAUGGUAGCUUGCACCUGCUUGGCUGUGACUCAGGUCCCAGGGGAUCCAGAUCCCUUCUCUGACCUUUGCUGGCACCAGGCAUGCAUGUGGUACACACAUAGACAUGCAGGUAAAACAGUCAAGCAUAUAAAAAUAAUAAAAUAAGUUAAUUAAAUGAAUAAAAUGUGACAACCGGA